AGUAUGCACAGCGCUGAAAUUCAAAUUUGAACAGUAGUUGUUUAGUAAAGAGAGAAGUGAAGAAGAGAAGCUGAGUACUGCUCGGCUCCUGCGUCCUUUUUGUGUACACAAAGGGGUGUACAAGACUUUUAACAGAAAUAAUUAUUGAAAUAUAUCCCGAAGAGUAAUCAACACUGAAGAAUGGAUCCGUUUACUGAGAAACUGUUGGAGCGGACCCGGGCUCGCAGAGAAAACCUGCAGAAGAAAAUGGCAGAGAGACCAAAUGCAGCAAACAGACAGAUGGUGAAAAGGCCACUGGCUGACACGAACAGUGUGAUCACUGAAUCUGUGAUGGAGAAAGCUCCACAGGUGUCCUCCAAACCCUCUCCGUCCAAACGCAGUCGCUCAGGAGAAAACGUCCACAGUGCACCCGGCGAGGAGAACCAGGAACCAGUGAUGACUCGAGCUGUGACUACCACGCUUUCAGAUCCUCCCACGGACAAGAAACCCCCAGCAGGCCCCACCAGUGUUCGAUCUUCUUCCUCCCUGGAGAAAUCUGUUCCCUCACCUGUGGUUCAGUCUCAGUCGGAUCAGCUGAAAACUGCACAGCCAAAGCCGGAGAAGAUGGCUGUGACUCCGUCCCUUGAUCCACCUAUCAGCAGAGAAGCAGAGCCUCUGAGUUCAGCUCUGCAGAGGAACAGAGAGCAGCUGGUGGUGGAUCCAGCGCCAUCCACUUCUGGGAUGAGGUCCCGUCUGCAGAGACUGGCAGAGCAGAGGCAGUGUUGGGAUGGAGAUGACUUCGCUAAUGAAGUCCCGGACUGCGCCCCUCUGUCUAUGAUGACAAGACAACCUGAGGUCCCAGCAGCCGUUCCACCUGUGUCCUCCGGGACUCCUCUGGGAAGGAGAGGACGGCUUGCCAACCUUGCCGCCACCAUUGGAUCCUGGGAAGACGACCUGAGUCAUGCUAACAUUCCCAAGGAGAACUCAAAGGAGAAAGCUGCCCCAAAGGUAGCAAUGAGAGAGAACACUAUGGCUGCCAGCACUAAACCAGGUGCUGCAGGUCGCAUGGUCUCUGAUACAAACUGCAAGUCUACACCCAGCUCUAAUGGGCAGGUUGUUCGUUCUACGGUAAAAUCAAGCGGAAUUGUUCCUCCCAGCCCUCAGAAGGCUGAAAUUCCUGCAGCCAAACCAGCUCUUCAGCCUGUCUCCAGUCCUCAGAAGAGCUCUGUCCAGACUAAAACUGUCUCAUCCAGUCCACAGAAGAACAUCCCGUCAUCUUCAAUAUCAGUUCCUCAAAGUCCGCUAAAGAACCCAGCCCUCUCCAGGGGUCUCAAUCCCACUUCCAGCCCCCAGAAGCCAGAGCUGCGUGCCAAACCCACAAUUGUUGGCCCCACGGCCUCUCAGGAAAAAGGCACAGCAGGAACACCUGGUGUAAAGUCUUUCCUGGAGCGCUUUGGAGAGAAAUGUCAGGAGCGUACCAACCCAAGUUCUCCAGCAGGGGGCAUCAGUCACACAAAGACUCCCACAGUCACUCCAUCAUCAGUCACGCCAAACACUCGGCUGGUCCAGGAGAGGCUGAGAGCAGCUCAGGCUGCUAACACAGCCACAGCUGAUAUCACCCUAAAACAGAAGCUGGAGCGAGAGUCUGAGCUGGCUCAGAUCCGCAAUCGCUUCCAAAAGGGAAACAACAUGUGGAAAAACAAAGAUGAAGCAGCUGAAACCAACAAAAACACAGAAAACAAGGAGCAGCUUUCAAAGCCUGUGGAAGAUAAAGAUUCCCAGAGUGAGUCACAUGAUAAACUCACAGUGGCUUCCACUGAGAUUACAGAUACACCGAUAAAGUGUGCUCCACCAGCAGGUUUUGGGUUGUUGGCAACUCCUCCAGCCUCCACCUCCAGUCCUUUGAGGGUGUUGGUUCAGGCAGAGGAAAAAAAAUCAGAAGAAAGCCCAGAAGAAGAAAGAGAAGAAGUGGAAAUGGUGAAGGAGAUAGAGAUGAAUGUUGACCAGUCAAUCAACUCUGAGGUGAUCAAUGAGCUGUUUGACGGGAUCCUGGAGCAGAGUGAAGAUCAGAACAAUGAAGAGGAGGAGGAGGAGGAAGAUGCUCUGAAUAUCUCCUCCAUGUCUCUCCUCACUCCACUGGCAGAGACCGUGGGUGCUGUAGUGAAGAGUCCAGACAGAAGGAUGAUGACGUCAACUCCAGCCAGCUCGUUCAUCAUCAAGAACACUCAGGAAAAGGUCUCCAAACAGAGCAAGUUCCAGAGGGCCAACAUGAUCCGGACUGCCUCCUCAGACAGCAUUGAGGCCACGGAUGAGGACCACAAACUGCCAUACAGCAUUGAUGCAUACAGGUCCACCAGGGUGAAAGAGACAGAGAGACCAAACGUGAAGCAAGUGAUUGUGAGGAAAGAGGACGUUUCCAACAGAGCGGAGGAGGCCAGAGGAGCUAGUCUGUUCAGCAUCAAACAGAAGAUGAAGAUUCUGACCAAUGAGAUGAACCUGCAGCAGACAGUCAUCCACCAGGCCAGUCAGGCGCUCAACUGCUGCACAGAUGAGGAGCAUGGCAAGGGAUCCCAGGUGGAGGCUGAGGCAGAGAGGCUGCUGCUGGUUGCAACUGAGAGGAGGGAGGCAUUGAAGGCAGAACUAGACCAUCUGAAAGGAGACCCAGCAGGCCAGAAAAAAGCUCCUCCAGCCCCAGAUCCUGCUGGAGUUACUGCAUCCAAAGGCUCCAUCAGCCUGCAGGAGCUGCGCCUGCCUCUCAAGGCAGACUUUGUUUGCUCCACUGCCAACAAGCCAGAGUCGACCAAAUACUCCUUCUUCAUCAUGAUUCGGGCUGGAGCAGAAAACACGGUGGCCACGCCAUUAGCCAGCACGCACCGGGGCCUCAGCGGGGACACCCUGGCUUUCCCAACCAAGUUUAACAUUCCUGAUGUCUCCAGUAACUUUGAGAUUGAUAUUGAAGUCUAUGGACUUAUGCAGAAACGUGAGCUCUGUGUUGACAAGAAGAAGAAACCCAACAAGUCAAAGACAAUAUGGAGGCAGGUUCAUGAAGCCCAUGAUUUGUGUAUGUCGGCUAUCACUCCCAAAAGAUUCCUUGCCAUCACUAAGAGUGCUCAGACUCCAGUUGUUGCCAGUCCUGGCGGCCCCAACGCUGUUCGAACGAGUAACUUCGUCCUCGUAGGAUCGCACAAACUCACUCUGUCAUCUAUUGGGAAAAACAAAUUUCCUCUGGAGAAGAUCAGAUAUGAAGGAGGUGAAAGAGAACUGCUCAGUGACAUGUUUCAUACCAAGGUGCCGUUCUUGUGUCCAUUGGAGGGCCACGUCUUCCUGAAGAUGCAGUGUGAGGUGGGCUCAAAGGUGGAGGAGAGGGGCUUCCUGACAAUGUUUGAGGACGUUAGCGGAUUUGGAGCGUGGCACAGGAGGUGGUGUGUCUUAUCAGGAUACUGCAUCUCUUACUGGACUUAUCCAGACGAUGAGAAGCGCAAGAACCCCAUUGGUCGCAUCAACCUGGCAAACUGCACCAGUAAAAAGGUUGAACCAGUGAACAGAGAGUUCUGUGCCAGGCCAAACACAUUUGAGCUGAUCACAGUGAGACCUCAGAGAGAGGACGACAGAGAAACGCUUGUCAGCCAGUGCCAAAACACCAUGUGUGUCACCAAAAACUGGCUGAGCGCUGACACUAAAGACGAGAGGAAUCUGUGGAUGAAAAAACUGAACCAGAUUCUUGUGGAUCUGCGGAUGUGGCAGCCAGAUGCCUGUCACAGACCGCUGUAAUGUCUGCACUCCGUCAUGCCCAACCCUGCUCUAUAUAGACUGUCGGUAUCUGUGACAUGCAAAAACUAAGUGCAAUACACUCAAAGAAAUGUUAAAUAUUUUAACUGAUAGAUGAGUGAUCAGACACGUAGAGUACAAGAGAGCAAAUAAAGCCAUACAUGUGGAACAUUUCAGUAUUUUGAGGAGAAAUUGGGGUUUAAUUUUAAACAUUUUCACACAAUGUUUUCAUGCUCUUAUGUUUUAUGAUGCUGGUGAGAAUAUUUAGUGUGCUCGAAACAAUGCAUGGCUUUAAAAUGUUUGAAAUCAUCAUAUAAAUGUUGAAAUGACAGAUGAAUAUUAAUUUGAAGCACAAAGUUUUAUCACAUUUUAUCCUGCUUGAUCGCACAGAAUAAUAAUGAAACCUUUGGGAGGUGUUACCUUAUAUAUUUAGCUUUUGCGGCAGGACUUUCAUUUUGGUUGUUUUCAAUGCCAUGCACAGAUGUUUUACACUAAAACUUUGUAAUGCUUGUUUGUUUGUUUUAAAUGUGGAAGUUGAAAUCUACUUAAGGUCUGCUACAUAUUCAGCACAAUACAGCAAAGUUUUUAUAACCAAACAUUGGUCAAUAUUUGUGUUUUGUAUGCAAAAAAGUGAUGUUUUUUUGAUGAGGAUCGUAGCUUUUACAUUACAAACGUGUAAGCACAGACUGUAAAUAAAAAGCUGGUGUA
Cheilinus undulatus (humphead wrasse) is the source of this 4455-nucleotide messenger RNA. It is a transcript of the gene anln, whose product is annotated as anillin, actin binding protein. The transcript is spliced from 25 exons. The record is from RefSeq and is a predicted model, not a curated record. Gene Ontology annotation, cellular component: actomyosin contractile ring. The coding region runs from base 181 to 3750 and encodes 1189 amino acids. NCBI's taxonomy places the organism in Eukaryota, Metazoa, Chordata, Actinopteri, Labriformes, Labridae. Gene Ontology annotation, biological process: septin ring organization; actomyosin contractile ring assembly; mitotic cytokinesis.